AUUUUAUUAUAAUAAAUAAAAAUGGAUUUCAAUAAUUUUUAAUGCAUUUAACUAAAAUAAAUAAAUGUAUUAAAAUUUAUUUUUAUUUAAAUAAAUAAUCCAUCUUAUAGGCAAGUAGGAAAGAAUGCAUUGAUGCAUCAUAAUAGAAACUGAAUAUUUUCCAAAUAAUAUUAUACGCAUAUUUAUAAUAUUAAUUUUUCAUAAUAAUAAUUAGUUAUUUAUGCAUAAAAAUAUAUGGGGAUGAUCAUAUUUGGGGCUCUAACCCUGAUCUAGAAUAAACUGAAGUCAGUCCAGGACUAGAGACGCUCCUGGUUAAAUCCAUCCGAUCACAUCCAGCAAAAUAACAAGAGGACAAAAUAUGAAUAAUUCAUCAGUCAUCUCAAUGAUGCGUAUGUGUAAGCCAUAAAUUAUGUGCACAGAUUCAGUGUGCGCAAAUUGAUUGAUCUCCUUAAGAGGCACAUAAUUUUGCAUGAAAACAUUUGUAUUUGUCAAACUUGUUUCAGCCCUGAAGGCUUGAGACUCGUUCAUGCAGAAUAAUGAGUCUCGUGAUACACACACACACACAGUCCAGGAAUAAACUUCAGCUCCGACGGCUCCAUGAAUCUCCUCAAGCAUCAGUAAUCGGUGGGAACGAUGAGGAAAGACACGGUUCUUCACCGGAGGAAGCGGAGAGAUGUUCUGCUCUAUAUCAUCGCCAUAGUUUUGCUUAUAUUUGCAGCGAUUCAUCUCGUCUUCUCCGUCGGAAAGAGUUUUCAGGGUUCGGCUCCUGCGAGAGUCCGUCGGGAUGUUGAAAAUGCGAGCGACUGCGUCCCGCCGCAGUCCUCAGAAUUUCCCGAAGGAUUCUUCACGCUUCAGGAGAGGAAAGACGGAGGGAUUCUGAUUUACUUCAUGAUCAUCUUCUACAUGCUUCUGGCCGUCUCCAUCGUGUGUGAUGAUUAUUUCCUGCCGUCACUCGAGGUCAUCAGCGAGCGUCUCGGUCUCUCACAAGAUGUUGCUGGAGCCACUUUCAUGGCAGCGGGGAGCUCGGCGCCGGAACUCGUCACUGCGUUUCUGGGUGUGUUUGUGACUAAAGGAGAUAUCGGCGUGAGCACCAUCAUGGGAUCGGCCGUGUAUAACCUGCUGUGCAUCUGUGCGGCGUGUGGCCUCUUGACCUCUGUGACGGCUCGCCUCACCUGCUGGCCGUUGUUCAGAGACUGUGUCGCAUACGCCAUCAGCGUCGCCGCAGUCAUUGCCAUAAUCUCAGAUAACAGAGUUUACUGGUGAGUCUGUGACGCUUACGGUAAUGAUUCUCCCAGCCAACGUUCCCAUUAAAGGGUUAGUUCACCCAAAAAUGAAAAUAAUAUCAUUAAUUACUCUCCCUCAUGUCGUUCCACACCCGUAAGACCUUCGUUCAUCUUAAGA
Molecule: messenger RNA, 1401 nt
Organism: Megalobrama amblycephala (Wuchang bream)
Lineage: Eukaryota; Metazoa; Chordata; Actinopteri; Cypriniformes; Xenocyprididae
Product: sodium/potassium/calcium exchanger 5-like
Exons: 5
Coding region: 634-1263 (209 amino acids)
Biological process (GO): melanocyte differentiation; calcium ion transmembrane transport; intracellular calcium ion homeostasis
Cellular component (GO): membrane
Molecular function (GO): calcium channel activity; calcium, potassium:sodium antiporter activity
Source: RefSeq, a predicted model, not a curated record